Molecule: messenger RNA, 1509 nt
Organism: Talaromyces stipitatus ATCC 10500
Lineage: Eukaryota; Fungi; Ascomycota; Eurotiomycetes; Eurotiales; Trichocomaceae
Exons: 2
Coding region: 39-473 (144 amino acids)
Biological process (GO): negative regulation of apoptotic process; protein stabilization
Source: RefSeq, a predicted model, not a curated record
AAUACAGCGUCAAUUUCAAAGACACGAAACAACAAAAAAUGGCAGAUAGAAUCCCCUCUGCUGCCGAAGGCGAAGACCAACGUCUCCCCGUAAACGCCGAAGACCGCAAAGCAGCCGCCGCUUUAUCCUCGCUGAACGACAAUGAAAUCUCACAAGAUGGUGAUGCAGCUGGAAGUAAUAGCAAACUCUCUUCGGCUGCUGCACAGGAAGCUUUAGGAAAAGCUAUGAGUCGAUUGGAGAUUGCUUCGGGCGGAGCUUCUGGGAAGACGACUGGAGGAGGAGCUGGGACUAAUAAAACUGUUGCGACGGAGACUGCGAAGAAGAAGGCGGUUAAGAUUGUGGCGGAGGAUGUUACGUUGCUUGUCGAGGAACUUGAUCUUACAAAGAACAAAGCUACGGAAUUGCUUAGAUCGCAUGACGGUGAUGCCAAGGAGGCUAUUCGCGCUUUUCUAACGCCGACUAUUGCGGCCUGAAUAGUACUUAAUACGUAACAACUCGGCGACUAUGAUUAUCCAUAUGGUGUUAGAGACAGGAAAGAAUCUGUGAUAUCUCAUCAAUAGCUAUCGUCCGGAAGACAAGGCACCGGUACGCCAAAGACAUGUCGAUACAACGAACGAACGAACACGAAGCAACGAUUAUGAUCCCUCGAAUCGACCGUUGGGCAGCACAUGUAUUUACGAUAUGAAUAAAUAGAACAAAUAAACGCCAGUUCUUGGUAAAUUCUUAGCUAUAAACAGAUUUGUGUAUCUAUCAUAUGCAAGAGCAAAUGGUAUAUCAGAUCGGGAUAUAAACAGUCUAUCGCCUUUCAAUCUCAGUCUCCGAUUCCAGCAAAGCUUCUUCCUCUUCCUCCUGAACAAUCUGCUUCAUCUUCCUCUGAAUCCCCUCCCCCUCAAAUAUCGACCAACUCACAACCCAACCCAACAACGCUUCCACCGCCAAAGCCCACCACACAGCACCAAUAAUAUUAUGUGACAAGCCCAAACUCAAUCCCAACCCACCAAGAAACGGUCCCAACGUCCGGGCACCGCUCGAUAUACUCUGCGCCACACCAUGGAUCGUCCCGAGAACAGAAGAAUCAGACACGGAGUUAUUGACAAGUAUAAUUGCAGCAGGCAGCACGAACGUCCUCGAAAGGACUUGUAAUGCCACCACGAAGCUAAAAGAUGGCCAUAUAAGAUACUGAGCGCAUCGAGGAAUCAAGACCAGAAAUGGCAUGAGUGUAUAUGCCAAUGGUGACAGGGGCAGAAACGUGCGUAAAGAUUUCAAUGUGCCGAGACGGAAUUGGACUCGUGGAUAGACGAAAAGUUGUAACGGGAGGCCGAUAAGGCCAAUGACCGAAGUAGCGAUGCCGACUUGUUGGGUUGUUAGACCUAGACCGCCGUUGAAAUGGAAGAAACCUCUGCGGCUAUCUUCGGGGGCACGGGGUGUUGGGAGGAAAACGAAAGUCAUGGCGUUGAAGGCGCUGGUGUGCAUUGCGAGGAGUGAGUGGGUAAGGAGAGUUAAUAUGAC